Messenger RNA from Suncus etruscus (white-toothed pygmy shrew), 3045 nucleotides. It is a transcript of the gene FBXW10B, whose product is annotated as F-box and WD repeat domain containing 10B. The transcript is spliced from 13 exons. Lineage: Eukaryota; Metazoa; Chordata; Mammalia; Eulipotyphla; Soricidae. The coding region runs from base 1 to 3045 and encodes 1014 amino acids. The record is from RefSeq and is a predicted model, not a curated record. Gene Ontology annotation, molecular function: protein binding.
AUGGAAAAGUUGGGAUCAAAAUGCAGGAAUAUCUCCCUUUCUUGCGAGAAUAAAGCUGAUUCUUUCCCUAUGUGCCAGAAGUGUGAGACGUGUAUCUUGGCGUGGAGGGUCUUCUCUACCAAAGAGUGGUUCCAACGAAUCAGUGAGAUAGCACAGAGGAGGUUUCUAAUCAGCAUCCUGGUGCAGUUAGACAGCAUAUAUUUGUUACAGUACUUUCAAAGUAUCCUUCAGACCACUCAGGGGAAGGAUUUCAUCUACAACAGCUCCCGAAUCAAUGUCAGUAAGGAGGGGAAAACUGUGAAGUCCUCCUUGAACCAAGUGUUGGAUAAAACAAUAGAAGAGAAGAUGAAGGAGAUUUUAUACUGGUUUAGGAACAGUACCCACGAGACUAAAGUAAAUUAUACCCUUUUGCUGCUACAGAUGUGUGAGCCCAAGUUACUACUCACUGCUGCCAGUGUCAUCAGAAACCUGUUUUUGAAAGAGCAGAACUCAGGGAUCAAACAAGAUUGCAACAAUCUAUUUCUCUUCCCUGAUAAAAGCUUACAAUCUGAUGCUGCAUAUUGGAUAAAUGAAGCCAACAAUAAAUUCUUCCCCUCGUCCACUUCAGAAACAGAAAAUUUGCUAGAAAACAUUGGAGAAGAGUCAUCUAAAACUGAUCUAUCAAAGAAUCUACUUCAGUGUAUUUCCAAGAUGAACAAACUGUUUUCUGUAAAACCAAACAAGUCAUGGUGUACUCACUCAGAUUUGUUGAUUAGUUUAGAGGCUGUUGUUGACUUGUCUUCUGGGGCCAGCAAAUAUCGCGAUUUCAUUCGUUUCUUGCCAGUCCACCUCUCUAAGUAUAUUCUAGGUAUGCUGAGUAAAAUCACCCUGAACAGAUGUGCCUGUGUGAGCCAGCACUGGGCCUUCCUGACACAACAGGUCAAGAUGGAAUUGGCAAUGCAUACAUUUCUUCAGAACAAGAUUAUAUACUUGCAGGGUUUCUACAUCAAGGGAAUAGAUCCAAACUAUGCCAACAAGCUUUUUAUCCCAGUGCCUAAAAUGGUAGAUGAUGGAAAACAGACACGUAUGAAAAAUCAAAAAUGGAAACUGAGAACAAAGAAUGACUUCAACUUAUGGAGUGCAUACCAGAACCAGGAAACCCAACUAAUCCAGAUGGAGGAGAGAAAUGUCUUCUGUGGCACUUAUAAUGUUCGCAUUUUAUCUGACAUGUGGAAUCCAAACAGAGUCAUUCACUAUUCUGGGGGAGAUCUUGUGGCUGUUACAUCCAAUUGGAAGGUCUACCUUUUGAACAUCAGAAAAGCAAAGAAGAUAGAUGUUGAGUUCAAAGGCCAUGUAGGCAGUAUCCACAGCCUUGUGUUGUGCGAGAGGGAAAACUUUCUCCUAAGUGGAAGUUAUGACCUGAGUAUCAGAUAUUGGGAUUUGAAAAGUGGAGCUUGCAUACAAAUCUUCAGUGGACACCGGGGCACAAUCACUUGCAUGGAUGUAUAUAAGAAUACUUUAGUUUCUGGAGCAAGAGAUUGCCAGAUAAAAGAAUGGGAUCUAGAGACUGGAAAGUGUCUCAAGACCUUAAAACAAAAAAAUCCCAUUUUGGCCAUCAAGAUCAAUGGCACUUACAUUGUGAGCAGUUGUGAGCGAGGACUAGUCAAAGUAUGGAACAUUGUUACUGCCCAGCUGGUAAAGUCUCUUAUUGGUCACGAAGAAGCUGUGAAAUGUCUGUACUUUGACCAGUGGCAUCUACUCUCAGGAAGUUCUGAUGGCCUGGUAAUGGCCUGGAGCAUGGUGGAGAAAUAUGAGAGAUGCCUAAUGGCCUUCAAACAUCCAAAGGAGGUUCUCCAUGUGGCUCUUCUCUUUCUUCGAGUGAUCAGUGCCUGUGCAGAUGGCAAGAUUCGUAUUUAUAAUUUCCUAAAUGGAAACUGCCUUAAGGUGAUAAAAGUUAAUGGCAGGGGUGAUCCAGUGCUGUCCUUCUUUAUUCACGGUAACAGUAUGGUGAUCAACACAGAGAGCAAUGUUCUCUUGUUCCAGUUUGAGAAUACAAAAUGGCAGUACUCUACAGAACGGGUCAAGCAGAAAAAGGACAGAGAGGAUGACAGGGAAGAAAAUGGCCUCACAGAUAUUUCCUCCAAAUCUAGCACUCAGGCUUGCAGCCUGAAAGACUCCACAUCUAAUAAAUAUAUCAUGGCAUCAGAGUUCCUGUUGAGUCAACCUCACAAGGCCCGGAUUCCCCAAAUGAUUUCCAGGAUUCAUAAAGAUACGGAGAAAGUACAAAAACAAGAACAAUUAGAAAUUCCAAUGAAAAAGUACUGGAAAAUUCCUAUGACACCUGACCGGUUACUCCUGACCGUGAAUGCCCUGCAUACAGACCAUGAGGCAGGGACAUUUGCCUAUCACCAUAAGCCCCACAGCCAAGCCAUCAAAGCCUGGGGACCUUCAAUUUUGUACCAAAGAAAGGUUCUGAGUUUCAAAGGAAAAGCAUUACAACCUGAAGUUGAUAGGUUAAGAAGUAGUCACCUUCCCAUAGAUAUGUAUCAAACAAAUACUCCUCUUAAAAUCCAGAAACUGAAGCCAAAUUUGAAGAAAUCUUUGCAUAGUUCUGAAAUCCAGUCCACCAUACCCGAGCCCAUGCUUAUCCAUCCAACAUCCACUAGGAAUUUAAAGGGUAAAGAUCAGAAUAUAAAUGCAAUUGAUGGGAUAGUACGCAGCCACAGCCCCUUAACUAGUAUGCAUGUAAUUAAACCAACUCGAAUGUUGGCUCCACCAGGUGGCACAGCAUCCCUGUCUCUCAAGAAAGAAAGGCCUCACUUCUACUCAUCCCUUGAUCCAUUUAGAAUGAACACUGAUUUCAUGCUGAUGACUGUGAAGGAGGAGAAUGAGUAUAGGGAAGCUAAAUUGAAGGAAUAUCAGGUGACAAAGUCCACUGGAAUACUCAAUCCAGAAAAAGCCCACAGAAUGGCAUGGCUCAGGAAGAUCAAAGGCCUGCCAAUAGAUAGUUUCAUAAAGCAGGGGAAAAUAGCAGCCCCUGAAUUUGGACAAGACAUUUUUAUCUAA